This is a messenger RNA of Myotis brandtii (Brandt's bat), 5477 nucleotides long. RefSeq names its product Scm-like with four mbt domains 1 (gene SFMBT1). Gene Ontology annotation, molecular function: histone binding; transcription corepressor activity. Lineage: Eukaryota; Metazoa; Chordata; Mammalia; Chiroptera; Vespertilionidae. Gene Ontology annotation, biological process: regulation of DNA-templated transcription. Bases 745 to 3345 code for a protein of 866 amino acids. The record is from RefSeq and is a predicted model, not a curated record. Gene Ontology annotation, cellular component: nucleus. The transcript is spliced from 21 exons.
GUCCGGACAUUCCUGGAUCCGGCGGCGCUGGUGCUCCCUUCUGGAGGGAACUUUCCAGAGCAGGUGGGGAUAGGGAUGUCCGACCGGCACCUGCUCUCGCUGGGUAAGGGGCAAGCUUGGGGAACAACCACCCGUGGGCACCUCCGGUUUCGGGGCCGGUAUGCAGCCACUUUGGAGCUUCUGUCCCGACCCGGGUCCUCGGCUCUCCUGCCCGAAUUCGGCAGCCGUCUCGUGCCCCCUCGCUGAGGCCCCGAACGGCCGGAAAACUCGGAUUUACAGGGCCCCUCCUGCGGAAGCCCGGAGACGGCGGGCGCGCCAAGGACCCGGGUGCGCCCAGGGCCCGAGUCUGACUUAGCAGACGGGGGCACUUGAGUGCCCUUUCAGGUCUCAAAGGACGCGCCAGGACGCAGACGGGGGCCGAGCGGGCGGACGCAGCCCUCUCCAGCGGCGACACGCGCUCAUCUGGGAUCGGGCCGCCGCUCCGUCCGUUCCCUUGCUAAUGCCAUCUUGCCGGAGGCGGUCACGUGCGGACGACAGCGGUGAGCUUCGCCCCGGCCCAGACGCCAGGACUGACUCGGGGACGUCAGUGGGUUUUCGGGGCUCCGUCCACAAUCGAGCACUUUCCUUUUAUUUGGACCCUUGGAUGCCCAUUGACGGAUGCUUGAGACCUUCAAGUAAUCUUCAGAUCAUAGCAGAACUGUAAGGCCCUUUGUAUGGGAAGGAGAUAGUCCGUGUGCUGUGGACAUGAACGGGGAGCAGCAGCUUGAUGCAGAUGCUGGGUCUGGUGUGGAAGAAGUGGAAUUAAGCUGGGAAGAUUAUCUGGAAGAGACGGGGUCCACAGCAGUUCCCUAUGGAUCUUUUAAACACGUGGACACACGUUUGCAAAAUGGAUUUGCUCCUGGGAUGAAACUGGAGGUGAUUGUGAAAAAAGAUCCUGAAAUCUACUGGGUUGCCACCAUCAUUACCACCUGUGAGCAACUGCUCCUCCUCCGCUACGAUGGCUAUGGAGAGGACCGGAGAGCGGACUUCUGGUGUGACAUCAGGAAGGCUGACCUUUACCCCAUUGGGUGGUGUGAGCAGAAUAAGAAGACUCUCGAAGCCCCGGAAGGCAUCAGAGACAAGGUGUCUGACUGGGAGGAGUUCCUGCGGCAGACUCUGAAGGAAGCGUGUAGUCCUCCUGUCCCGCUGCUAGAGGGCCUCCGUAAUGGGAGGAACCCUUUAGAUCUCAUUGCUCCAGGCUCCAGGCUGGAAUGUCAAGCUUUCCAGGACACGCUAAGCACUUGGAUUGUUACUGUAGUAGAAAACAUUGGGGGAAGGCUGAAGCUACGCUAUGAAGGACUUGAAAGUUCUGACAAUUUUGAACAUUGGUUGUAUUACUUGGAUCCGUUUCUUCAUCACGUUGGUUGGGCAGCUCAACAAGGAUAUGAACUUCAGCCCCCAUUAGCCAUCAGGCAUCUGAAAAAUGAAACUGAGUGGCAAGAGAUCUUGGCCAAAGUGAAAGAGGAAGAGGAAGAGCCAUUACCAUCUUACUUAUUUAAGGACAAACAAGUGAUCGGUACACAUUCAUUCUCUGUAAAUAUGAAACUGGAAGCUGUGGAUCCCUGGUCUCCUUUUGGGAUCUCGCCUGCUACAGUUGUUAAGGUUUUUGACGAGAAGUACUUUCUGGUGGAAAUGGAUGAUUUGCGACCAGAGAAUCAUGCAAGGCGAUCCUUUGUGUGUCAUGUUGACAGUCCUGGUAUUUUCCCUGUGCAGUGGAGUCUGAAGAAUGGUUUACACAUCACACCCCCUCCUGGCUACCCUGGCCAGGACUUUGAUUGGGCCGACUACCUCAAACAGUGUGGUGCUGAAGCUGCUCCCCAGAGGUGCUUCCCUGAGUCGAUUUCUGAGCACGAAUUUAAGGAGCACAUGAAGCUCGAGGCGGUGAACCCCCUCCUCCCCGAGGAAGUGUGCGUGGCCACCGUCAGCGCCGUGCGCGGCUCCUACCUGUGGCUCCAGCUGGAGGGUUCUAAGAAGCCUAUACCUGAAUGUAUAGUGAGUGUGGACUCCAUGGAUAUAUUUCCUUUGGGCUGGUGUGAAACCAAUGGCCAUCCCCUCAGCACUCCUCGUCGAGCACGAGUACACAAACAAAGGAAAAUUGCAGUGGUUCAGCCUGAAAAACAAAUGCCAUCCUCGAGGACUGUCCAUGAGGGCCUGAAGAGUCGGGAGCUGAACUCCACAGACUCGGUUAUGAUUAAUGGAAAAUAUUGCUGUCCAAAGAUAUACUUCAACCACCGUUGCUUCUCAGGGCCAUAUCUUAAUAAAGGAAGAAUCGCUGAGCUGCCUCAGUGUGUGGGACCUGGAAACUGUGUUCUGGUCCUCAGAGAGGUCCUCACCUUACUUAUCAAUGCAGCUUACAAACCCAGCCGUGUCCUUCGGGAGCUGCAGCUGGACAAAGACUCGGUGUGGCAUGGAUGUGGGGAAGUCCUCAAGGCCAAAUACAAAGGGAAGAGUUAUCGGGCUACUGUUGAGAUAGUGAAAACAGCGGAUCGGGUGACUGAAUUCUGCCGGCAAACCUGUGUCAAACUGGAAUGCUGUCCCAAUCUGUUCGGUCCACGGAUGGUUCUGGAUAAGUGUUCUGAGAACUGCUCUGUACUUACAAAGACCAAAUAUACACACUAUUAUGGGAAGAAGAAAAGUAAAAGAAUUGGGAGGCCGCCCGGCGGGCACAGUAACUUAGCAUGUGCCCUGAAAAAAGCCAGUAAGAGGAGAAAGAGGCGGAAAAGUGUUUUUGUGCAUAAGAAGAAACGCUCCUCUGCAUCUGUUGAUAAUACCCCGGUGGGCUCUCCUCAGGGAAGUGGGGGUGAAGAUGAGGAUGACCCCGACGAAGGAGAUGACGAUUCUCUAAGUGAGGGCAGUACUUCUGAGCAGCAGGACGAGCUACAGGAAGAGUCAGAAAUGUCAGAAAAAAAGUCAUGUUCCUCUUCUCCCACCCAAAGUGAGAUAUCCACCUCACUGCCUGCAGACAGACAACGGAGGAAAAGGGAGCUUCGGUCUUUUUCAUUUUCUGAUGAUGAGAACAAGCCGCCUUCACCAAAGGAAAUCAGGAUUGAAGUUGCUGAAAGGCUUCACCUGGACAGUAACCCCCUGAAGUGGAGUGUGGCGGAUGUGGUGCGGUUCAUCCGGUCCACCGACUGCGCUCCGUUAGCAAGAAUAUUCCUAGACCAGGAAAUUGAUGGGCAGGCCCUGCUGCUCCUUACCCUUCCCACCGUUCAAGAGUGCAUGGACUUAAAAUUAGGCCCUGCCAUCAAACUUUGCCAUCACAUAGAGAGGAUCAAGUUUGCUUUUUAUGAGCAGUUUGCCAACUGAGAAGGACAACCAAAGUGAGCUGUAUCUUUGAAGCACAAAUGCAGCAAAUCCUUCGCCUGCUCUAUGAGUGGAGCUGAAAUAGUGCUGGGGCGCUGGGCCCAGCAGGUGUCGGCUUGCUCUCUCUGCACUUUCGGGGAAGGAGGUCCCACAGUGAGGAAGCAAAAACUGCACAGAAGUGGCUCCCCUGCCAGUGGAAAUGGGAGCAUCUCUCAUUCAGCAGAUGGCAGUUUUAAAAAAAAUAAAGUUGUGAAGAAACGACUCAUGUAAGAAGAAGCAGCGUUUCCAGUGGUGUGGCCUAAACGAAGACUAAUCUAGGCUGCAGGAAAGCACCCUUUUGGGGGUUUUCUUUUUGUUAUGUCCCCUCCUGUUGUCGAUUGAACUUUGUUCUCUGCUUUCUCUUUCUUGGAAAGAGAGGACCUGGCUUUAAGGCAGCACUGAUUUGAGACUGCACCUAAGGCAAACCAGUGCUUCACUGUCAUCGUGGUUUUGAGCUAUUUUAAAUUAAAACAGUUUCUUUUGGGGAUGAUUAUGUGGCUCUGGGGUUUUGAAUGUGCAGUCACACUUGGCCCAGUUUGAAGUCUGUUCUUAGGAGUCCCUUUGUUUACUACCUCUGUUGAGAAUUGAGCUUGCAGCCAUGUGUGAGGUUUUUGUAUGGUGCCAUUUUAAGGUACAUGAACACUAAACUUAUGGCAGAAGUUGGAGGGGGAAAACACUGUUUGCUUCCUCAAAAACAUUGUGUGAGCACUUACACCAGUUCCUUAACUGACCUGAUCUAAGAACUUGACUGUCAUUGUUUUCCAUCUUGACCUAGCAUGGGCUACCUGUUUUAAGAAAUAUCUCAGACUGUUGGUAUUUCAAUUUAAUUGCUCUCUCCCCAUUAGUUUUCAGAGGGACUUCAGUGGCUUUUAUUGUGUUUACUUUUCUUCACAGUUGUUUGUCUGUUUCAGUUCUUAAAGUCCUUACUUUGGAUAAAAAUCAGUAGGUAUUUCUUCGGCCCACCAUUUGGUCCAUUUUCCCUUCUUUCUCCAUGUCUUGAGACAGGUAGUGUAGAAGCACAAGAAAGAAAACAGGUUUGAGGGCUUACGCAGAGCAUGGAGUUUCUGUAACUAUUUCCUCAGUGGCUAGAUAAAGAUUGAGCGGUGGUUAAGGAUUCUGGAAACCUCUUUGCCUAGUCAGGUUUACAAUUUUCUUCAGUUAAAUCUUUAAAUUGAAUAUAAUUUAUAGUCUGAGGAUUCCUACUCAGUAACGCAGUUUUCUUUUAGGUGUUUCUUUGACCCAGCUCAAGUUGACAUGAAGCUACAGGUGAAUUUCACUUAUCAUUGCACUAAUAGCUAUUAUAGGAUAAUAGCAUUUGCUAUACUGGUCCAGCUGUUGAGGAAAGAUUGCUUCCUUUAAAUGGUUUGCUUUGCUGAGGGUAUUUUUUAAAAUUAUCCUAGUCAGCUGCAAAUUUAUAAUAUAAUCAUUCCUCUCCAAGAUUUGAAAAUGUUUUAGAACUACAAACUGGGUAAAUUCCAAACAGCUCUACAAAUAUAAGGUAAUAUUAUAAAUGAAAAAUGAUUGUGAUUUUUUCCCCUUUUUAUUCCCUUGCCCCUCACCUGUUUUUAUAGACAUUGGUAAACAUUUUUUAGUUUAGACCCUCUCUUCAUUGGAUAAUUUAUGAACCAUCUUAAUUCAAGCCCUCCAACCAAACCAUCUAUUAAAACAUCAGCUCUUUGUUUAGGCCGCUACCAGAUAUACCUGGAAAGAAGCUUCAUUUAAGCAAAAAUUAAUAUGUUUGACCUUACUCACAGCCCAGCUUUUGAAAAUUUGAUUACUUCUAUGCCCACGGAAGAGAAGCAUAUAUAAGAUGCUUGGGAACAGUUAGCAUUAAGCAGAUAGACUUUGGAGGAGGGCUGUAGCUUGAAUAAUCAAGUCUCCUGAGAGGUCAGCAGUCAAGGCACCAAGGUAAAGGAGGUUCCUGGAAGAUCAAUGGGACAAAAAAAUAUCUGGAAUUAAUUAACACUGUUGUCUUAUUUAGGAAAAUGAGAUUUAUUUUCUAUAAGAGGAAAUUCCCACAUGCAACAGUGAACACGGGGUGGGGCAACAGUAGGUUUACAGUUCGUAUGGAAAAUAAUACAAUAAUUAAUAAAUAA